Symbiodinium pilosum is the source of this 1542-nucleotide messenger RNA. NCBI's taxonomy places the organism in Eukaryota, Dinophyceae, Suessiales, Symbiodiniaceae. The record is from the annotation of a GenBank genome assembly.
AUGUACCUGCGGCGACUGACUGAACAAGACGCGAUUCAGGCGCUAGAGAUGUGGUCGCGCAGUCCGGCCGCAAACGACGUUCCUGCUGUUGAGCUCCAGAGCGUGCAGUCCCGCUUGCGCGCAGCCAUGCGUUCGACUGUGCCGCUUUGGCAUGUGAUUGUUGACUCACUGGGUGACGCCGUGGAUGGAUAUGGCAAACCUCCGGGUUUUGCUGUGAGCACGUACUUCAUGCAGAACAUGGAUGAGUUGAGAGAGUUGGCCAGACAAUGUCUAGUAGAGUUUCUUGAAGAAGACAAGCCAGACGAGCUUGAAGAAGCUAUCCAGAACCCACAGUUCCAAGAGUGGGCUCGCCAGUGGUACUUGCAAUCCGAAGACUUGUCAGACGUAAGGUCCGUGCGGUACAUGUGUCGGCUGCCAGGUUGUAACGUCUUGCUUCAUUGCAUUCGCAACGAUUUUGGCGAGUGUUGCAAGCUCUUGCUAUCAAGGUUCAGUGACCAGACCAGAGCGCAGGAUUGGCUUGUCCUCGCAGAGCCGAUGCGGGUCUUCAACCAGUAUGAAGGAAUUUCCUUUCACGAGGCUGCCUACUGCGGAUCCACGGAAUGUCUUCAAGCGCUGAUUGAGUACGCCAACCAACACGGCAUCUCUUGGAAAGAAGUGAAGGACAAACAGGGCAAGACUGCGCUGGAGGUUGCCAAGAGCCAGGUGGGUGGGCGGGUGGGUGAGCGGGUCCCGGCACUGCAAAUCCUUCAGCUGGAGCAUGGUGUGACGGACUUGGUGCAGCCUGCAUGUGAUGCCUCACAGGAAGGCAUUUUGAUUGCAAGCUUGGCUCACUCCACAGAAGGCGGCAAGUGGGAAGAAACUGCACGAAAGCGGUGCCCACUUGCAGCUGCAACUACCACGUGGAGUGAGCUCUUGUCGCUAACGCAGCGGGCACUGCAAGAACUGCAUGAGAUCAGGAGCACGGACGACGAGAAAGUCUUGCUUCUUCUCUCGAAGACUGCGGUGCAAGAUGAUGACGGGUCCGCCAUACAUUCAUUCUUUGAAGUGUGCUGCAAUGUGGCAAGUUUAGGCUUCAACAAAUGCACGCUGACGUCUCCAGAGGCAGCCACAAUUGUGCUGUCCGCAGUUCGGUCCUGCCUUCAAAAGGAAACACCGCCACGGUGGGAACGGCUCUACAUCUUUCAAGCAAUGGCUCUUCCAACUACAGGCCAUGAGACUGAUGCCCAUGCAGCGGUCGAGCACAAACAAAAGUUUGCACACAUGAUCGAACAUCUCUGCCAGUUGAUCGUGAAGCAGCCGUCCUGCCCGUUGUGGCGGGUGGACAGCCUGCCAGUCUCCAGGCUGACAGAGGAGAACAGGCAUCUUGCUGCACUUCUCAAAUCAGCGCUAGAUGUGAAAGGCUGCAUUCGACUCCUCCGCGCCGGCAACUUUCCAUAUCGAUUCUUUUGGACACGGCUGACAUGGAUGGAACGUCGGCUGAAACGGGCUGAGAUGGGCAUUGUGGCACAGACGAAUUUUCUGAGCCGUUCUGAAGCGACCUAG